Molecule: messenger RNA, 11763 nt
Organism: Phasianus colchicus (ring-necked pheasant)
Lineage: Eukaryota; Metazoa; Chordata; Aves; Galliformes; Phasianidae
Gene: ZNF280D
Product: zinc finger protein 280D
Biological process (GO): regulation of DNA-templated transcription
Molecular function (GO): DNA-binding transcription factor activity, RNA polymerase II-specific; RNA polymerase II cis-regulatory region sequence-specific DNA binding
Source: RefSeq, a predicted model, not a curated record
UAUGCUCGUAACUUUUUAAAACUUUUAGCUUUAGUUUUUGUUUCAUUGUUGUUUCUUCGCUGCAGAAACAAGUGCGGCACCCAACAAAAAUGCGGGUGCUUUCAUUCCUCAGGAUGCUGCAGAUCUCAUGCGCUUUUGCACCUAACAUGGCACCAAGCUUAUGCGAACUUGUGUGAGAGGUUACCUGGAAGUUUACGUUCUCAAGAUGGCAGAGUUGUUCAUGGAAUGUGAGGAAGAGGAGCUAGAACCAUGGCAAAAGAGAGUGAAAGAAGUGGAGGAGGAUGAUGAUGAUGAUGAACCGAUCUUCAUUGGGGAAAUCUCAAGCUCAAAGCCAGCUAGUACAUAUAUAUUGAACAGAGUCAACUUCAGCUCAUCACGAAGGCAGAUACAGAAUGGUGCACCCAGUAGAGGUAUUAUAUUGUCCUCAUAUGGUACAAUUACUUCAUUCAAGUCUGACAGUCACCGUUAUGCAACACCUGCCUCCAGUCCCAGUGCCAUGCCUGUUUCAUCCGUGUUUCAGUCUGUAUCCAGAUCUACUGCUAGCUCUGUAGCAGUUCAGCCAUUGUCUAGACCAGUGAAUGUUUCAGGAUCUUCACAGACGCUGCAGAGACCAGUUGCUGGAUGUUUAUCAACACAGCAGAUGACCCGAUCAAGUUCUGGAAUAUCACAGCCUGUUAGCAGACCUGUAACCAUUCCAGUCACGACACAGCCAGUAUCAAGAAAUAUCACGGUUCCUCUAGUGGCCCAACCUGUAUCCAGGCCAGUGACCUCUGUGACAACACAGCCUGUCAUACUCAAUCAGGAUUAUAUUAUGGAUUCUCCAUCAGAUGCACCAGAUAAUACAUCUGGUAUACUGUUUGGUGUGAGACAGAGCUCGGGAGUUCCUCAGUACCAGACUGAGCCAACAGUGAGUCUAACAGAUACAAAUACUGCAGCAAGCAACAUUAAGAAUGGAGGGCCAUUUCCACGAGCUUGUCCGAAGUGCAAUAUUCAUUUCAAUCUUAUGGAUCCUCUAAAAAAUCAUAUGAAGUAUUGUUGUCCAGAUCUGGUUAAUGACUUUUUUCUGGGCGUGGUCCAAAUGGAAUGUUCUACUACAACAAGCAAGACUACUGAAUAUGAGAAAGGAAAAUUGAUUAUGUUAGUUAAUGAUUUCUAUUAUGGGAAACAUGAAGGUGAUACCCAACAGGUACAACAGGAGCAGAAGACUCAUACAACAUUUAAGUGCUUCAGCUGUCUGAAAGUUCUUAAAAAUAAUAUAAGGUUUAUGAACCACAUGAAACAUCAUUUAGAGCUUGAGAAGCAGAGCAGUGAAAGCUGGGAAAGCCACACCACCUGCCAGCACUGUUACCGUCAGUUUCCCACCCCAUUCCAGCUGCAGUGCCACAUUGAAAGUACACACACACCUUAUGAGUCUUCUACUAUUUGUAAAAUCUGUGAAUUAUCCUUUGAAACAGAACAGGUUCUUCUACAACAUAUGAAGGACAAUCAUAAGCCAGGUGAAAUGCCAUAUGUUUGCCAGGUAUGCAACUACAGAUCUUCAGCUUUUUCAGAUGUAGAAACACAUUUCAGAACAGUUCAUGAAAACACAAAACAUCUGCUAUGUCCAUUUUGCCUCAAAGUAAUUAAAAUCGGAGCACCGUAUAUGCAUCAUUACAUGAGGCAUCAGAAAAAAGGAGUAUACCGUUGCACUAAGUGUAGACUGCAGUUUUUGACUUGCAAAGAAAAAAUGGAUCACAAGACUCAGCAUCACCGAACAUUCAGAAAGCCUAAACAGUUGGAAGGAUUGCCUCCUGGAACAAAGGUUACUAUUCGAGCAUCUAUUGGAUCUCUUCAGUCAGGAUCUUCAGUUAGCACAAGCACAUCCACGUUUCAGUUAUCACCUAAAGCAAAGAAUACAACCGCUAGAAAUCAUAGCAGAUCUAAUUCAAAUAAAUCGAAAGCAAGAUCAAAACCAACAACUGCAUUGAAGAAGCAAAAUGCAUGGACCAACAACAGCAGCAAAAAAAAAAAGGUUACAAAUACAGCAUUGCAUAAUCUAAGGUGUCGUUUGGGAGCUCACAAAUGCAUUGAGUGUUACUCAGAAAUAAAAGAUUUUGCAAGUCAUUUCCCUGCGUAUGUCCAUUGUAGCUUAUGCAGAUACAAUACUAGCUGUAGCAAAGCCUAUGUGAAUCACAUGAUGAGUUUUCACAGUGCUCGCCCAAGUAAAAGAUUUUGGAUAUACAAGAAGCAUUCAGAAGAGCUACGAGGUGUGACUGUAGUAUGUCUUAACUGUGAUUUUCUGACUGAUGGUUCUGGCUUAGAUAGGAUGGCCACACAUCUGAGCGAAAGCCAUGCUCAUGCUUGUCAAGUUAUUAUAGAGAAUGUUUCUGUAGAUUUACCAACUGCUGAUCAAGUAUCUGACAAACAGGAGCUUGAUUCUUCAGAGGAAACAAAAGAAUGCAAUAGAAACCAAAAUGAAGUUGCAUCGGUUGAAAAGACUGAAGAAAAUUCAUCAUUGUCAGAUACAGAAAAUGUUGCCAAUUUGGAACUCCAUGAUAACAGCACGAAGAAAUCUUUGCAUGAGAGAGGAACAUGUUGUGAUUCAGAUCAUAACAAACAAUCGGUAGGCGAGAAACAAAAAUGUAUUCAUGGAGAAAGUGAGUUGAAAACUUGCCAAAGAUCAGAUGAUGUUGUCUUGACUGAUCAGACUAAAGUGCAAAACUUGGAUAAAAUUACUCUUUCAGCAAUGAAUGCAAAGGACUUAAAGCUAACUUUGGGUGAAGAUGUUAGUUUUGAGCAGUUCUUGAGAAAAAGAAAUGAACCUGAAUCAGUUAGUUCAGACAUGAGUGAACAAGGCAGUAUUCAUUUGGAGCCUUUGACUCCGUCAGAGGUACUAGAGCAUGAAGCAACUGAAAUUCUUCAGAAAGGUAAUGUUGCACCUUCAUCAAAGCAAGCUGAACAACUCUCUGAACAAACAGACAAGACUUCUCAAGAAGACAGUCCCAGCAGAAUGGAAACAACUGUAAACAAAACAGAUGAAAAUGAAGCAAGCUGAAAUUACAUUCAUUUUGUUGUGUAUUAUAUAUAAUGAUAGGAACACCAUGGACCAUUCCUGAUGAGUGUGCUCAUUGAUGCUAAUGGUUUGGGGGUUUUUUGAAAGGGAAAUUUGACAUAUGGAGAUAAUGUGUGUGCACAACUGCAUCAAGUAAAUUUAGAAAAGGUAAUGUGUGUUUAAGUUUAUCUGCCUGUUUCUUCUCUCAUUUAUCUGAAUAAACUGAGUUGAAAGGAGGAAAAAAAAUCUAUUUUUGUAUCUGGAAUAAGAUUAUUUGCUAGCAAAGAGAAAAUUUUAAAAACUCUUUUAAUGAAACAGUGGAACUUAGUACGAAUUUAGUUCUGAUGCUGAAAUGAAGCACACUUGUAGCAAUGGUUGUUGGUCUGCUGAUAGCUGGAUAAACACAAGCUUUGGAUUUGGUAUCACAUUCCUGUCUGUAAAAGCAUGUAAACAAUUAUAUGAAUCUAUGCACCUCUGUACAGGUGUAAUCCUGCCAGACUGUAGACUUGACUUAAACUUUCAGUGAAAGUGAAAAUAUUACAAUAAAAUAUAUAUAUUUGUGGGGUUUUCAGUAUGCAGACUGUGCAGAAAUACCAGACAUAAUUGUAAAAAGUAGGACAUACUGCUAAAAGUACUGUAGCUUUUAGUCUUUUACCAUUGUUUUAAAUAUUCUUAGUGGUAGACCCAUAGGAAUGGUCUGUAAGGCAAAAACCAAAGUAUGGUUUAAUGUAAAAAUUGUUUUAAGCAAGAAGGAAAACCCCAAACUGGAAGUACCAGCUGGCAUGCAUUCUGCCAUUUAACAGCUGCUACUUGCUAACUCCUAGAAAAAAGGACACAAGAGCGUAUACUGUGGGAAUGUACAGUUCAGUUUCACAACUUUUUGUAGUCUAAGUUAUAUUCAAAAAGAUAGCUGCUGUUUUUUGUUGGUUUUUUUUUUAUAGUUAGCAGUUAGGUGUAGAAAUGAAUAUGACAGUAGCUUGCUCUUACAACUUCCUUGCUCCAUUUGAAACAUUCAGAAUGUGCUUUUGACCUGGUUUUGUUUUUAAUGUGUUAAAUGUUUUGAACAGCUGUUAAAGCACUGCUGUAAAUUAUUCCUUUUUUGAGUAAAUAUUUGCAACAAAAUUUUGUCUUUGUGAAUAAUUUCACUGCUCAGCUUGAAACUUUGGGCAUAAUAUUGCCACCAUUUUAUAAAAGAUUUGGUAGCAGUUUGCAGGAACAGUUUCAUUUUAAACUUUUCAUUUUAAAAUUGUGAGUUUGAUGCUUAAGUGAUUUUUUUGUUUGUUUUUAAGAAUUAAAUGAGCAAGUGCCUAUGCAUAAGAAUAUUUUUCUAGCUGUGUAUUGUGGUUAGAUGUGCUAACUUUUCCAGAUUUCAUAGAGAUAUUUUUCUGGACCAUCAGCAUGAAAUUGAAGUUCGCUUUGUCCUUCUAUGUUGGCUAGACUUGGCUUCUAAAUGAGUCUAAUCAGCAACAGCAUUAACAUAUAGAGACCAUCCUGCUUGUUGUUGAAACCUCUAAAUAAACCACUUUUCAAAAUUGCUUAAGACUGAAGAGUCACAUGAAUUAAAUUUUAAAUUGCUCCUUACUUUUCAUCCAUGCAGAUGAAAUCCAUGCCUUUUAAAAGAAAAGUGGAAUGACAUACAUGGUCAUAGCUCUUCAGCUUAAAGAAUUCCAAAUAAAUUAAAAACAGACAAAAAAAACCUGAGAACAGUAAGUGGCAAUAUUCUUCUCUCCUUUAAAAUUGUAGUGAAAUUGUUAAUUUGAGGUGUUAUUAACAGGUCUGUUGUCUUCAUGCAUGAAGACAUGAGGGAAUAUAAAAUACAGCAUCCUAAGAAGGAUAGUUCAAAGGAGUAAGCCAGCUAUGGAACUUCUUGUGUAUGUUACUGAAGCAGCUCAUGAGUGCAUAUAAACAUUGAUUUUACGUGCCAAUUAAAUAUUUUGAAAAAUUUGAAUGUGGUGUUGGAAAAGACUAACUUCAAGUGGAACCACUUCCAUGAUACUUGCUUGUAACAUCCUCACAUUUGUCUUUUAUGCAAUUACAUUUUUAAAAUAUUUGCCAUUUUAAUAAUAUGAACUUGGAUGAAAACAGUUUGAAUGCCCCAUACUUUUAAGAAUAUGUGGAAAAUGAAACUGAGACUGGAAAAACCUGAGUAUUUGACAAAAAUAUAUGUGAAUUCUCAGACACUUAAUAUGUAGAGGGUUGUUUAUUUCAGUCUGUGUGGAGAAUGCAUAUACAUUACAACAGUAAUGUUAGGUCUAAAACUGCCCAGAUGUUUAACAUCUGAAAUAGCAACCCUUCCAAAUGGAGCAAGAGAGUACUAGAUAGUUUUGUAGCAGGACCAUCAGACUGUUUAAAUAGACCAUUAAAUUGUAUAAUGAAAGCAGUGGUAUGCUGUUUUUGUGAAGAACGAAAAAUGUAUUUGUUUUUCCUAUCUGAAGAAAUCUGUUAUCUUAACACUGCAGGAAAUUGCAUAAUUAUGAAAAUUAAUCCCUUUCCUGUAUUCUGUUGGUUCUUGGAGCAAAGCUAAAUAGAUGCUUUUGGCUUGAGUCAAAGAUAAUUUACACUGACUACAUUUGACUUAUUUGUAUGUAACUGCACAUAACUCAUUUUUUCGGUUGUUUCUGUGUCGUGUGAAAGGUUUUUUUUUUUUCUUUUUCAGCCAUCAUCCGUUCUUUCUCUGUGCCACCUUUCUCUUUGAACUUAGGAGAAUGUUUGAGCUCAUUUACAUUGCCUUGCAAAAAAAAAUUAACUUCAAUUUAAUUCUCAGUGUCCAUACUAGAAUAUAUGUUUAAUUUCUGGAGAGAUUAACAAUAUUUACUUGAAUUAUAAUUUCAUUUUGGGUAUAUAACUUAGUAUUUUUGAAAAAGAUACAUGCUGUGUGCACAUUAGCUUUGUUUCUGUUCAGUUGAAAACUACUGAAAAUCAGUAGCUUAUGGUCAUUUGGUGCUUCCUCAAGUGCAGUGAAUGCCUCAGUUUGUCUUGCACAGUUUGGGCAAAAAAAUACUGCUUUUGGACUAAUUUGUAGAGGAUUGUAGAAAAAUUCCUAUUGUUUCAGGGGGAGAAAGCAUUGCCAGAAGAGGAAUAGGCACAGUAUACCCAACAGCUGCAAGUUGUGAAGCUAUUGGAUGCGAGUCUAUUCACUUUUUAUGGCUGGAUCUCCAGAGAUGUUACAGGUUCUGUAUAUUUCAAUCAACUGUUGUCACUAAAGGUAGAAUUUUAAGUAUGGUCUUUGCAUCUUUCAGUGUAAAGGCUUUAAAACGUGUAAUACAACUUCCACUGUUUGCGUACAUGAAACGUGUUUAUAGCAAUAAGCAAAUUCACAGUAUUUGGUUUAUUGCAUAUUGCAGCAUCUUACUGCAGAAGUUACAGAAGACUAAUUUAAUUCUAAAUAUGAAUUCUGAAUUCAAACGUUAUUUGCAUAGGAUUUCUAAAGAUUAAAAACUAGUCUACAACCCUGGAAAAUGUUAAUCACUCACACUUUAAUCUAUAUUUACUUCAUAUAUGAAAUCUCAUUACUACAUGAAUCUGAGACAGUAUGGAGGGAUGUGAAAUGUAGCUUAAGUAAUUAAGAAGAAAUCAGCCCCAAAGGAAACUUCUAGAAAAACUGAAGCUGGUGGAGGGUAAGUGGUGGAGGGAUAAGAAGUCUUAACCACGCCGAACCGUUACUGCAUGUGCACAAAUUUUGCUUUGCAGAAACAUGCUUGUAUUUAUAGGCAUACACUGAAAACAAUUGGGUUUCAUUUUCCCUGAUGUAGAUGAAGAAAUGAAAGAAGAAAGAUCUUUUUUUGAUUAUGUUAAAAAGAAGGUAGGUUUCAACAACAGUCCUUAUACUCUUUAGAGCAAAAACUUAUCUACAACAUUGUAAAACUGCCACUGUACUUGAUUUAGGUGUUCUGUUGAUCUAAGUGUGCUCUUGGUUAGGUGCGCCAACCUGAUUCCAUCUCUACUGUCCGUGUAGGUAAGUUUGAUCAGUCAGGUUGAGCUCAUGAGGCUACUAAAGGACUCUGGGAAGCAUUUCUGUCUGUUUGAGAAUUAUGUCUCUAAAAACACUUAAGAGGCUUGUGCAUUUCUGUCAGGAGAAAGCUGAUCCUUCUGACUGUUAUUGCCAGUAGACACUAUUACAGGUAAGAGAAAAUGUAUUCUUUGUUGAAAUUAAACCAAAACAGAAUUCUGCAUGAAAGCCAAUGUCUCUUCCUCAACUGUGAGAUAGCACUGAGUGAUUUAACUGCACAAGGGAAGUGGUGUUUGGCAUUGGUGUCUUCAAAGCUGUUAAGCUGUGACCUCUUACUGCUGUUUGUAUUCUGGCAGUAAAAAAAAUGUAUUUUCUCUCUUCUCACAUCAUGUGUAGUUUAUAUUAAUGUAUUUGUUAUUCAGUGUUUGCGUGCUGCUUAGAAAUGCAUUGUUUGAGAGGGGUUACAAUCUACUUGCACUUCUGUGAGUGCUUCUUGAUAGUAUCUCUUACAUCAUUUUGUAUUGAGCAUUCAAUUCUGUGAAAUAAAGAGAUGGAGGAGGAACAGUGAUAAAGUACUUUAAAAGUUGUUCUCCUGCUUAUCCCAAGAUAGUGAGUAAAAAUAUAUCCACCCUGAACUUCAGCCUCUGUGCAGUAACAGCUGCAUUCUCUUCUUUUGUAGGUGGUGCUCAGGCUGCUAGGAAUUUCACUGAACAGAAUCUCCAGAGAAAAUACAAAGCAGCAAAUGAUUGGUGUGUCAAGAUGCCUCAUUGCAAUAAAAGAUCAAUAAGCUGCAGCAUGGAAACUGUACUAUAAACAACAACAUCUAGAAGUGGAGUGGGGUCAGUUAGGGAGCAGCGCUUCGACUGACUACAACCUGGAAGGUGGAGAUGAGGCAGUUUAAUAGCAGCAGCUCUCCCUGUGCAGCUCUUGGAAGGUUUUAACACUACUCCAAGAAGCCAAGUCCCAGCACUACUUUGGGAUCCUGGAGAGCCCGAUAAGAGUUGUCAUCCCAAACCCACUGGCUGAGAAGUCAUCCCACAGAAGUGGAAGAAGAGGAAUAAUCCUUAUCUGUAAAUUCAAAGAGGCAAAGCCUCUAAAUUGUUUUGCAGCUAGGGAAAAAUUGAGGUCAGGAACUGGGAAUGUCAGAAAGAGUGUUUGGAGAGCAAGUGCCUGUGGGAUGGUAAGGAAAUGGCAAGUACAUAACAGAAAAAGGGAUGAUCUCUCUGAAAAGACUAAAAUGAUCUUCUUAACCUACAAUUGCCUGUCCAUUGUACAUGUCUGAAUAGAUACAAGGGUAGGAAGCUUUUAAUAAAUUAAAAAGGAAGAGCAGGGUUGUUUUUUUAAGGCAAAAAGUGACAUGCAUAAACCUGGGAGUGAGAUCAUGCACCUCUUUAAGCCAGUGACAUAAAGCUUUUUGACUUUAAAUUAAGAUGAAGGUUUUUACCCACAUGUUGAUGAGCAGAGAGGCUGAUAAGAGCAGUGGCAAUUAUGCACUUGGGGUGGUGUGUUCUGAUAGAACAGUGAUGUCCUUUGAGAGGUGGUGAUGUAGCCAUUCAGUGCAGUACAGGUAUAGACAUUCUCAUUUUUGGGAUGUUCCUGCUGUGUGACUAUGACAAACAUUGUUGCAGGGUACAGCAGGGCAGUAAGAUAAAAUAGCUUUCUGAAUGCUACACAGCAGAGUACAGACAAAACCAGAAUUUAGGCACACCUAAUCCUCAGUCUGUGUCCAAUUCUACUAAUUGCUCCAAGUUUCCAUGCUAUUGUCACAUACAGAAGGUAAUUACAUGUUUGAAAGCAUUCCCUGCUAGCUGAUUGUGGAGCUGUUCAAGAGCCCGUACCUAAGGGAGGAGCGAGACUGUGAGUUUCUCAUUGUUAGAAGAAACAGGAUGAGCAAAUGCCAUGUGCAGAAUUAGUGCUCUGAUUAGAAGAAGAAAGAACUCAGUACCACUGUAUAAAGUGAAAUUGACAAAUUAGAGGAUUAUUAAUCCACAGAAUGUAAGAAAAUUGCUGUAGGUGUUCAGGCCCUCCAGUGUUAGGAAUCUUGCUUUCAGGUUCAGUUGGACUUCAUGACUGUAGUACGUAGUAUGCAGAUAGUAUUAAAAUCCAUUUGUGCCAACUGUUUGAAAUACAGCCUGUUGUGAAUGCAGUGUUAAGCUUUGUGGGAGCUGGGAACAUUAUGAGAGAAACAAGAUGUUGGCGUGGCUAUUUAGCCCUUCUUUGAGAUGCUGAACUAAACAAGCAGAAGGAGAUAAAAAGGGAAAAAAAAAAUCCUGAAAAUCUGUGGAUAGGUGGAAGUUCUAGCAAAUUACUGAUUACUUAAUGGUAUCAUUUGCCUCAAAGACAAAAGCAUCCUGUGUCUUCACUCUGCUGCUGGAGUUUUAAUUCAGAAUAUUCAUGUUCCUUGCUGUUUCCUUUCCUCCGACACAAUUAAAACAUCUCCUGCCCUAUAGUCAGCAAUAAAAGAAGCACGCUGAUACUGCUUUCAAGUGUAUGUAUUGUCUAGAAGGCAAGCCUAUGUAAAAUGUUUUCCAGAUGAACUUGCUUAAAAUUUCAAAAAAAUAGAUGGAUGUGAGGUGGGAAUUUCUAGUAUGCCCAGUAAUAACAGAAAAGUAGAAACUAUAUGUCUGCUUCAGCCACAUAUCCCUAAGGAAGAAGGAAAAAAAACACUCUAGAAAAAGUUAUAUACCAUUAAAGCAUUUAAUGCAGAUUGCCAUAAGGCAAGAUAACAACAGUUGAAUGUUAUGAACUGCAGAAACUAUAAACACAUUAUAUUUUAAAUGCUUAAUCUGUUUUACAAACUAUGUACAUUAUUCUGCUAAAUAAGAUGAAUUGGGAUUCAAGAAGCAGCACAUCCUGACAAAUCUCCUCCUAAAGGCAUCCAUUAAUAUAAAUCAACAGUAGCAAUUUUGUUUGAUCAUUUAUUUGCAAGAAUCAUUAAGGUUUAAUUAGCAUAAUUAUUCCCUGUGGGACUUCAUGUCACAUAAAUGACAAAUGGCAUUAUCAAUAUUUAAAAGAUAAGUAUGUAAUGUUCAGAGUACUUAAACAGUACUCUGCAGGUGGUGUCCAGCUGCAGCAAAUUAGGUUAAGUUUGAUUUCUAAAUUGUAGAAAUGUAAUUCCAGAUGAACUGUUCAUUUCAAAAAGUACCAAGCCUGUGUAUUGCACAAAACAUUAGCACACAGCCAACUCUAUAUGGAGUUGCUCACUGCAGUAAGUGUGUGCAUCAUCUUCUGAUUUCAGGUGAGCAGCUUGGCUUACUUGAUGUAUCAGGUGAGAUGUAUUGACGUAGGGAAGUAAGGGAAGGAUGAGAGCUCAGCUGUGGGGUGGGAAAGUGAGCACAACUUUUGGUGCUGGGGGAACCCCACUUCUGGUGACACAUGCAGUGUGGUGUGAGGUGGGGAGCGUCAUGCUGAGCUGCCACUGCCCAGUCAACUGGUGAAUUGUAUUUCUUUUACCAGCAGUGAAAUGUGUCAUUAACUGCUGUGUACUCUUCUCUUCUCUGAAGGGUUUUGAAUAAAACAUCAGGGAAUGUACUGAGCUGCCCCAGGACCCACAGAUGUCCCUGCACAGGGCUGGGAAGCAGAGCUUUCAGCAGCCCAGGGCUUGUGGCACUGGCAGGGCUGACUGCAGGGCCAGGCGCCAGUGUGAGAGAUGGACAGAGGCAGCAGAAUUAGUUUCACAUUGCUCUCAGCCCUUUCUGGGAUUGACAUUUCUUUUCUGUUUAUUGCCCUUCAGUUGUCCUCCCCAUUAGUUCAGCCAUGUUGUGGCUCAGGGUUGUAGUUACGGAUUAGUUUGUUAAAUUCUUUGUUAGAUGCUGAAUUUUGAACAUGACAUCUUUCUUAGUUUUUUCCCUCUCUGCUGAAUUCCUCUUUCAAGUUCCUCACCUAUUUAAUUACCCACAAAUGUUAAAAUGAACUCUCUGGAGUUACUGUGUUUGAUGGUAUCGUGCAGGAAAGAGAGAGGUACUGCUUUCUUCUAAGCACUUUUCUUGGUGCUGUCUUUGUGCUCCAGUUAAGAUACAUGCAGACACCUGGGUUUGGUGCUUCCAAUGAAGUGGGCAGUGCAGGGUGUUGGUGCCAUCCCACCUUUUUAUUUGGUGCACCAUUUACUAUGGGGGCCACUAAAAGGAAGAAGAAUAAAUAAAUCAGAGCUCACAUUUAAAAAUCUGAAUAAACUACAUAAAGGCUUCUGGAUGAGGUUUUAUGUGCACAGCUUCCACACUCAUCUGUGGCUAAAUGUCAUUGUUGAUUUGCAUCAGAAAGAACUCACUUCUUUUGCUUGAAUCACAGAAUUGAACUUAGGAUCUCAACUCAUUUUCAGUUUAACUGAGGGGGCAAAAGUUUGAAUGUGAGUGCAUAAAGCCCUUGCUGCACAGACCAGAAGUGCCAUUACAGAAAUAGUAAUACAAAAUUCUGUAUAAGUGUUCUGCAACAGACAUUUACCUAAAAAAAGAAAGUGAUUAAAGGUGAAGCAGAAAGCCUGGUGAUCGUAGUUUGUAUUUUCCCCUGUGUUUGCUGGUUGGAUUAAAAAGAGCAUGGUGGACAUGGUGCUCUAAUUAUUUUUUAAUCAUCGUAUGCUAGCAGAGUUGUGCCAAAUGCAGAGGAAAAUGCCCUGCUCCAUAACCCGUGCAGAUCCAGCAGCCCAUCAGCCAGCUGGCAGGGAGCUUGGAGUGUGCUGUGUGCUGUAAGAGCUCAUUUCCCAGCUCAUUGAAUGGAACACAUUCCUGUUGGAUGGUGUACGAAACCUGGCUGGUGGUGGUGGUGUCGUCAUUGUCUUUUUUCAGGA